AACUGUCUGUGCUCUCAUGUUUCAUGCAGAGCAAGGUCCAGAGCAAGCAGGCCUACAUACUUUGUGGUGACGCGAAAUAUUCUCAACUUCAUAUAAUAUAAAUAAUCAAGGAACGGACACAUUCAGACUUAACAAGCGCUCCAAAGGACUUGUAUGAAUACCAGUAAGCCGCAGAAGCCCGUGCUCACAGGCCAGAGGUUUAAGACCAGGAAAAGGGAUGAAAAGGAGAAGUUUGAGCCAACAGUUUUUCGAGACACAAUUGUUACAGGCCUCAGUGAAGCAGGCGACGACCUGGAUGCUGUAGCCAAGUUUCUAGAUGUCACAGGGUCGCGACUGGACUACAGACGCUAUGCAGACACUCUCUUUGACAUCCUCAUCGCAGGAAGCAUGCUGGCUCCUGGAGGGACUCGUAUAGAUGACGGUGACAAGACCAAGGUGACAGCAUACUGCGUGUUCACCACUGAGGAAAGCCAUGCUGCUCUACGGCUAUAUGCUCAGGUUUUCAAUAAGCUCAUCAGGAGAUAUAAAUAUCUGGAGAAGGCCUUUGAGGAGGAAAUCAAAAAGCUGCUGCUGUUCCUGAAGGCCUUCAGUGAGUCGGAGCAAACCAAGCUAGCCAUGCUGACAGGCAUCCUGCUGGCCAACAGCACAUUACCACCUCCAAUCAUCACCAGCCUCUUCACUGACAGCGUGGUCAAAGAAGGGCUCUCUGCGUUGUUUGCUGUGAAGAUGUUCAAAGCAUGGAUCACAGAGAAAGAUGCCAAUUCAGUAACCUCAUCUUUGAGGAAGGCAAACCUGGAUAAAAGACUUCUGGAGCUGUUUCCUGCUAACAAGCAGAAUGUGGAGCAUUUCUCUAAGUACUUCACUGAAGCCGGGCUCAAGGAGCUGUCUGACUUCCUGCGUGUGCAGCAGAGUCUGGGAACCCGCAAAGAGCUGCAGAAAGAACUGCAGGAGCGCCUGUCCCAGCAGUGCUCCAUCAGAGAGAUGGUGGUGUAUGUGAAGGAGGAGAUGAAGAGGAACAAGCUACAGGAGCAGGCUGUGAUUGGCUUGUUGUGGAUGUGCCUGAUGAACGCUGUGGAGUGGAACAAGAAGGAGGAGCUGGUCACAGAGCAGGCGCUCAAACACCUCAAACACUACGCUCCUCUGCUGGCAGUGUUCAGCACUCAGGGUCAGUCUGAGCUGGUGUUGCUACUGAAGAUCCAGGAGUACUGCUACGACAACAUCCACUUCAUGAAGUCCUUCUCUAAGAUAGUGGUGCUCUUCUACAAAGCGGAUGUCCUGAGUGAGGAGGCCAUCCUGAAGUGGUACAAAGAUGGCCAUGCUGCCAAAGGGAAGAGUGUCUUCUUGGAACAGAUGAAGAAGUUUGUCGAGUGGCUCCAGAACGCUGAAGAAGAAUCGGAGUCAGAGGGAGAGGAGGGCUAGAGGUAGAGCAGCAGGAGUUCCUGUAGUCUGCAUCCUGUGGCCUGAAUGACAGUACAGCAGCUAACAUGUUUAAAGUCCAUCUGGGCUGAGGUGGAGGCAGUCCAACCACACCAACCACAAACCCACUCUCCUCCUAAGGCAGCCGAGCACCCGUCUGAGCACUGGGUAUGGAGUCAGUCCCACACAUGGACAUGGCCUUCCAGACGUCCAACCACCUCAGCUCAGACUCCAUCUAUUACACUGUCCAGGAACAGUAACAUGACCUCUGCAGUAGGUUUACACUUGUUUUAGACACACACACACACCAGUUUUACAAAGCACACAGUGUAUGGAACUUGGCAAUGCUCUUAUCAUUCUAUGAAUAAACUGGUUUUAUAUGUGUACACUCCUGUUUUUCUCUAUGAAUUUAAUAAAGCUCCAUUCACAGA
This is a messenger RNA of Micropterus salmoides (largemouth bass), 1847 nucleotides long. It is a transcript of the gene bzw2, whose product is annotated as basic leucine zipper and W2 domains 2. Gene Ontology annotation, molecular function: protein binding. The record is from RefSeq and is a predicted model, not a curated record. The transcript is spliced from 12 exons. NCBI's taxonomy places the organism in Eukaryota, Metazoa, Chordata, Actinopteri, Centrarchiformes, Centrarchidae. Gene Ontology annotation, cellular component: cytoplasm; membrane. Bases 154 to 1419 code for a protein of 421 amino acids.